CCUGACAACAGGGCAGUGCUUCCGGUUUGUAUUUCUUCAAACUAAAAGCGACAUGUGUUUUUACCCGCCUAUUCUAAACCAAGUGUUUCAAACCGAGUUCAUAAAAUCCAAAAUUCCAAUCGUGAGGUGUGUAAGAGCACACAUGUACCAUAGGUAUAGUUUGCAUCACAUGUAGAUCUGCCCCUGAACUUUAUAUUACAAAUGACUCAUAUUUCAAAUGUUUCUUUUUUAUAGUCAGCAAAAAUUGGCACCAAAAUCCAACUAAUGUGUAUGUGGUGCAACAUUUAGGUAUUUAUUAGUAUUCAAUGACUAGAAACGUAACUGGUUCUUGACUAACUGAGGACUACCUACUGACUAGUAUGAACCUUAUUUUUCGUUUUCCCGUCUCUUUCAAGAAAUCAGCAUUUAUUUUGAAAGUCAGUUGCUCUUCUACCGGUCUCACCGACUGCACUUCAAAUGCGGUUCGGUUGGAUCCAGUCUAACCGGUCCAUUCAGGACGUUACAGAAAAGCUACACUUACAGAGAGCAAUUAUUUGUAAACCCCCAAAAUAUGAACAGUAUCGAUAUGACCAAUUAACGGAAUGACAACACUAACCUGGAUCCCGCGGACCGAUCGGCUCGUCCUUCCUAGACCGGAAGUAGGAUACUGCCCUCACAAUAAAAGCGCUACGUCAGAAAACAGACCGUAAAGUGUAAACAUAUUUGUUUGUACUGAAGAGAUUUUUGUUUGGCAUUAACAUAUUCUGACCAUAUCAAAACAAGCCAUUCAUCCAGAGACGGGGACAUUAUCAUAACGACAAAUGGCAUAGUACGUUUGUUUUUAUUUUGAAAAGCUGAUUCGGAUUGCUGUGGCUGGACGGAGCUUGACAGGCAGCGCAUGUCACGUGUCGGUGGCUGAGGUCGUGUCUGCAUGCGCGUGUCUGCACGAAUAGAACGUGAUUAAAAAAGUGGUGACGUUGGUGAACGUGACCAGUUGGCUUCCAUCAUCAAUCAUCAGAGGAUCAAAUACUGAAUACUUCAUUAUCAGUUCUUCGACAAUCGGAAUUAUAUAAUAAUGAUGUCACUCUUUUUUAAAACCUCUUAAUCAGCACACGGUCACAGAAGAGGCACACAUACAUUUGAAAUGAAAUCAAGGUCAUUUAGGUUUUGAAAGGUCCAUAUGAUGCCAGAUUUACAGUGGCUUAUUUCCCAAGUGAGAACUACGCAUAUAAUGGGUUUAAAGUGCUCUGAAUAAGGAGACAACCAGAUGAGAAAAAUAUUUUAUAAUUGUUAUUAAAAAUAAAUAUUUGAUUAAGUAAUAAUCAGCCAUCACAAUAGUUUAUAAAGGUGGCAUAUAUAUUCUUCUAAUUCUGCAGCCUGUUAGUGUUUACAGCUUUUUAUAGUAAUAAAGGCAUCAGAGGUAGUAAAAAGCUAAUAGUAAUAGUUAGUAGUAGUAGUAGUUAGUUAGUUAGUUUUACAGUCCGACACACAUUCCGUCUUACUGCUUCUAGGUCUCGAUUAAGUAUUUACACAAAUCAUCAAACACAAGCAAUAAGUACAUACAGGAGUUCAAGAUGAUAAUACUCAUCUUAAGUAGCUGCUUUAAUUAUAGUACUUUAUACCCCAGAAUAAUUUGAAUGUUUACUUAAGUAGGUUUUUACUUCUGCAAAAAAGCAAUAAGAACAGCACCCAAGAUGAUCGUCUUGUAUCAGCCCUCUCGCCUUGUCCUACCAAAUGCUGAGCUGCUCCGCUGUGUUCAAAACGCGUCGCUGGGCAACAGGGCACCUGCAGAGGAAAGUGUGUGUUGUUACCUGUAAAUCGACACUCGCGGGACGGCAGUCGCACUGUGAAACUCAUCUGUGGUUCAGUGCAGCUUCAAUGAAACACAGACAACCUCAACUAAAAGACCCAGAAGUGGAACCAAGAAGAUGGCAUUAGCCAGCGGCCAUUGGCUGGAGAAAGAGGUGAGGGGAGAAGCCCCACGUCCCAGACAUGGCCACGCUUUAGCUUUGGCAGGAAACGUCGCCUUCCUGUUCGGAGGAGCUUCCAGCAACAACAAAGAGGAGGACAUCAAUGUUUACUUCAACGACUUCUACAUGCUAACAGUGUCUCCUGAUGAUGUGACGUGGGAGGAGAUACCUCAGCGCGGAGAAGUUCCCACAGCCAGAGAAGGACACACUCUUUGUGUCGUGAAAGGAAAGCUGUAUCUGUUUGGCGGAGCGUCCGGCUACGACGCCACUGAGUGUCUCCCGGGAGUCUACAGCUUUGACAUCGUGUCUCUGACUUGGGACCGCUUGGCAGUCGGCGGCGUGGCCCUCAGAACCCUCAGACACGGCGCCGUUGCCGUGGGAGACAACAUCUACGUGUACGGAGGCGUUCUGAGAGGGAAUCCGACCGACGACCUCAUGGUCUUCAACACAGCGUCUCUCACCUGGACGCCGGUCAAAACCAGCGGAUCGCUUCCUCCGGCCCUGUGGGGUCAGAGUUUUGCUCUGGUGGGGGAUCAGGUGUUCAUGUCCGGAGGUUAUGAAGCAGGUGGAGUCUUCUGCAACAACUUCCAUGUUCUCAAUACAGAGACUUUGCAGUGGCAGAAAUGGGAGGUGAAGGGAGACGCACCAGCAGCCUGCAGCGGACAGACACUGACUGCACACCACGAUAAAGAUAUCUACCUGUUCGGUGGCAAAACCACAAAUGAGGACGGCACGGUGACGCCUUCCAAUGAAAUCCACAAACUCAGUAUUUCUAAGAUGAAGUGGAAGGUUCCUCUGUACGUUGGAAUUCCUCCGGCCCGACGCCACGGACACAGCGCCUUCAUUCUCCACAGCCACCUGUAUGUGUUUGGAGGGAAGAACGAGGAGCAGGAGUUCAAUGACCUAAGAGUGAUGAAGCUCAUUAACCCCUCAGAGAGACAACCAGUGAUGAGGGAGAUCCUGUCAGAGUUCGGUCUGCAGGGAGUCAGCCACAGUUUCACCCCCACGAAGAUUCCCAACGUUCGCUACGAGCUGAGCGAGUCCGCUCCGCUCGAGCAGCCCAGAAACACGGCAGCUACUGCGCAGGCGGUUCUCUACAGAGACUUCAGUGCAGCUCGAGAUGAGGCCAUGAGAAAAAUCCAGGCAGCCUUUACUCUGCUUGACCAGGAGUUCCAGAACGUGGAUCGAGAGAGGUCAGAUUUAUCUCAAGCUGUUGUGGCGCUGCAAAGAGAGAAGGAAGGUCAUGAAGCCUGCAGACAACAACAGCAACAGGAGCUGCAGGAGAUGCUGGACAGACAUCGCUCUCAGAACGAGGCGUGGCUCCGAGCGAGAGCGGAGGAGAACGACCGAGAGAGGAGGGAGCUCUGCAGACUCCGGGAGGAGGUGCUGCAGGAGCAGGAGAGGCUGAAGGAGGAGCAGAACAGCAUCCAGAAACGCAGCGAGCACCUUCUGUCCAUCAUGCAGCAGUUCAAAGGAAUGUGAGAUGGACAGAGGGAGAACGACAUAGACCAUCUUGGCUCUACAUCACAUCACAUGUCAUUUAUCUGACGCUUUUGUCCAAAGCGACUUACAAUAAGAACAUUUCAACCAGAAGGAAACAAACUCAGAAGAACAAGAAACAAGAAAGUGCAAUUUCAUCAAAUA
This is a messenger RNA of Gasterosteus aculeatus aculeatus (three-spined stickleback), 3593 nucleotides long. RefSeq lists its product as uncharacterized. NCBI's taxonomy places the organism in Eukaryota, Metazoa, Chordata, Actinopteri, Perciformes, Gasterosteidae. Gene Ontology annotation, molecular function: protein binding. The record is from RefSeq and is a predicted model, not a curated record.